Molecule: messenger RNA, 2157 nt
Organism: Procambarus clarkii (red swamp crayfish)
Lineage: Eukaryota; Metazoa; Arthropoda; Malacostraca; Decapoda; Cambaridae
Product: organic cation transporter protein
Biological process (GO): transmembrane transport
Cellular component (GO): membrane
Molecular function (GO): transmembrane transporter activity
Source: RefSeq, a predicted model, not a curated record
UGGUUACCAGUGCCUCACGAGGUGGCGGGUGUGUGUAUCUACACUCAAGAUACAUUACACUCCUUGUCUCUCUGUGUAUUACAGCAGUGGUGUUCCUCAAGCACAACACAAUGACGACAGAAAACGGAGAGGGAGACUUCGAUAAAACGAAGACGGACGCCACGGAGAUGGAAGAAGGGACCAAAGGAAAGGAGGUGAAGAAUAAGGUGACCUCCUCCUACGGGGUGGAUGACCUCAGCUGGGUGACCACCUUCGAGCACCUGCUUCAGGUGGUGGGGGAAAGCGGCAGGUGGAAUGUCCUUAUCUUCAUCAUGUGUUCUGCCGUUGCCUUCGUCUCACCGCUGCAAACUCUGUCGUACCAGUUCCUAGGGGCGACGCCGGACCACUGGUGCCACGUGGCGCCCCUGGUGGAGGCCAACUGGACCCAAAACCAGAUCCUCGAACUUGCCAUCCCCUUCAGCAACGCUACAGGGAAGCGCGAGGGUUGCCAGAUGCGGGACCUGGACUACAAGGCGGCCGCAGCGCUGGGCUACGAGGCCACCAUGCAGGACGUGGGGCAGGUCGGGGCCAACUCCUCUUCCGCCCUCAUCUUCUGCCCCGUCAGGGAGUUCAACCACUCCCAGUACGCCUCCACCGUCGUCACGGAGUGGGACCUGGUGUGUGAUCGCCGAGUGCUCUACUCCACAACACAAGCGGUGAUGCAGGGCGGUAAACUGGCAGGCUUUAUCAUCUUCGGCUACCUUGUUGAUGCGAUCGGACGUCGACCUGUGGUCCUGGUGUCCGUGGUCUUGUAUCUGACGGCAGGACUGCUGGCAGCUGCGGCGCCCAGCAUCGAACUCUACAUCGCGUUGAAGUUCCUGGUCGCUGCCGUGGGGGCCGGCCAGUACCUCAGUAUCUUCGUCUUCGUGAUGGAGACCUGCGCUUCCAAGUACCGGGCGGCGUCCGGGACGCUGGUGGUGGUCCCGUGGGCACUGGGAUAUAUGGUGGCUCCUGGCAUCGCCUACUUUAUACGACCCUGGAGGCUGUUGCAGGUCACCUACAGCGCCAUGGGCUUCUACCUCAUUAUAUACUUCUGGCUGUUGCCGGAGUCACCUCGCUGGCUUAUAGACCAGGGCCGCUACCAGGAGGCCCUCAAGGUUUUGACCUGGAUGGGGACCGUAAACAAGAAGACUCUGCCCUCUGACGAAGUCUUACUCUCUGCCAUGGAAAAUGUCAAUCAAAAGAAAGACCAACAGAAAGAGGAAUCAGAGAGCACUGCAAAAACCGGCUUACUUUCUCUUAUUUUGGUCACAAUGAAGAAGCUAGUCAUCUUAAUUCUUACUCCGGAGUGUCGAAGAAUGACGCUGGUGGUGUUCUUUUGCUGGUUCUCCGCCUCCAUGGUCUACUACGGCAUCGCCCUUAACGCCAAUAACCUCAGCACCGACCCUUACUUGUACAUCUUCCUCGGAGGGCUGCUGGAAGUACCGUCUUACCUCCUGCUGUGGCCAGCUCUCAUCUAUAUAGGGAGGAAGAAGACCCUUUCAGCGCUCUAUUUCUUCUGCUCCGUCUGUAUCUUCACCGUGAUGAUUCUCAUGGUGACAUAUCGUGGAGAAGCCGAGGUGGCCAUGGUGAUCUUCUCCCAAUGCGGCAAAGUGGCCGUGACCGCCGGGUUCCAGCUAGUCUGGAUGUACACAGCCGAGCUCUUCCCCACCAAGUACCGCUCGCUGGCCGUCGGCCAAUCCAGCUUCUGCGCGCGCCUCGGCAGCACCGCUUCCCCGUUCAUCAACGAUAUCUUGGGAGUGUACUCGGAGUGGGCGCCGUCAGCACUCUUCGGCGCCGUGUCCUUAAUCUCGGCAUCCCUGGCACUCCUCCUGCCGGAGACCAAGAGCUGUGACCUGCCAGAGUCUAACGGGUUCUUCAGCGCUAAGAAUGGAGCAGCAGCAGCAGCAGCAGCAGGAGCAGCAGGCGGCGGGGAGGCUGCACACAAGCAAGAUGAGAAAGGGGUUACCAACUUAUCAUUCAUCCCGGGUUUGGAAGACGCCCAGGAGCGCGCCGACUCACCACGAGAAAAGUGACCAACCCGAUCUCACUAGAUUUGCAUAGAAAACGUAAAUAUUGCGGUGCUUGGUUAGUAAUGCGCCGGAUUCUUUGAUGGAUCGGUCGAUUCCGUAACAAACG